AUGUCUUGCUUGAAGCGGCAUUUACGAGUUGAGUGUGGACAAGCACCGAAAUAUCAGUGUAAAAUAUGUCAUGGUGGCGCGGUUCGCUGGAAACUCGCAGUGGUCCAAGUGACGCCAUACCAGUGUCCAAAAUGCUUCAAAUAUUUUAAAUCGUCGAAAUCUUGCUGCAAUCAUCGAAGCACGUGCGGCACAGACAAGAAAUUUCGUUGCGCCUUUUGUGAUUAUCGGUCUCAUCAAAAGGGAAACGUUCUUCGACAUCUUGCCACGCAACAUCCUGAAGCUGGUCAGAAGAAACGAGUCAACUGCGUUCUAAAAACCAAUGAUAAUGACACGACCGGGAACAAAGCUAUCGAGGAGAACGCCGAUCUGCCCGUUCAAGCAUGGAAGAUCCAGGAACAGGGGCUACCAUUCGCCGAGUUGAAGAUACCAAAGGCCUACAACUACGUUGGCAAGAAGCCACCAGGACAAUUUGGCUGUAGUAGAUGCGGAAGAUCGUACAUGAGGAAGGAUUCGUUACAGCGGCACGUUCAUUGGGAAUGCGGCAAGGAACCUCAAUUUCAAUGUCCGUUCUGUCCUCAGCGAUCCGAAGACCUGAGCAUCACUGGACUAAAGUGGGCGGCUGCUUGGCACAGAUGGAGCGUGCCUUCGAUCAUGUGGCGGUCCGGCGGAGGAUUGGGCAAAGGGCUUGGUUCUAGCUCCUCGAAUCCCGAAGGCUUCAAUUGCCCGGCCUGUGGCAGGGUAUACAAGCUGAAGAGUAGCCUGAGAAAUCAUCAGAAGUGGGAGUGUGGCAAAGAGCCUCAAUUCCAGUGUCCUCACUUACCAAGGCUGACGGUGAAGAACAUCGAAAAUCUACGAUAUAAGAGGCGACCGGUGAUUCACAAGUGCACCAGAUGUGGAAAGGGUUAUCAGCUGGAAACUUCGCUACGAAGGCAUCAAAGGCUCGAAUGCGGAGUCGAGCCAAGACAAAGCUGUCAAAUUUGUGGGAAAAAGUUCACUCAUAGGUUCAAGCUAACGCAUCAUUUGGCUUCGUGGCUUUUGGCGACAAUGCUGUUAUCACAGGAUAUAAUACAACAACCGCAGGACAAUAGCGAACCAUUGUGGGUACGUUACCCGGGCAUGCCUUACAACCCGAACAGAAAUCGAAGACGAAAAAAUGGAAAGGAUAGCGGGUCGAAGUACGCUUGCAACAGGUGCGGGAAAACUUACAAGGCCACCACGUCUUUGAGUCGUCACAAACGACUCGAGUGCGGCGUUGUACCUUGCGAAGUUUGCCCGAUAUGCGAUAGAAGAUUCAAGCACAGAUUCGUCUUGAAUUCGCACAUCAUCGGAUGCCGAAGAAGACUGCGACACAUUGUGGACAAAACCGAUGACUCGCCGGUAUUCGCCAAAGAACGGGAGUAG
Messenger RNA from Bombus huntii, 1401 nucleotides. RefSeq names its product zinc finger protein 782-like. Gene Ontology annotation, cellular component: nucleus. Gene Ontology annotation, biological process: regulation of transcription by RNA polymerase II. Gene Ontology annotation, molecular function: RNA polymerase II transcription regulatory region sequence-specific DNA binding; DNA-binding transcription factor activity, RNA polymerase II-specific. The transcript has 6 exons. NCBI's taxonomy places the organism in Eukaryota, Metazoa, Arthropoda, Insecta, Hymenoptera, Apidae. Bases 1 to 1401 code for a protein of 466 amino acids. The record is from RefSeq and is a predicted model, not a curated record.